CUACAAGGGAAAACCCGGCUGCAGUGUCAGUUUGACCAGAGUGACAGAGUAGUACAUGAGGCAGAGAAAAACGGAGCAUUAGAACAAUACAGAGUGCACUGAGUGAUAAUUAGUUACACACUGACGGGAGUGGCACAAGCGGAAAGUGACGGAUGACCCCAGGUCUACUUCUGCUCUGUUCUGAAAGUUAGAGAACGCCUCUCGUUUUCUUUCUGCUUCUCCUUCUCUGGGGUUGGUGUCGCUCAACUUCAUGGCGUACGCUGCAUACUGGAUUCACAGUUCUCAGCCUAAACAGCCCACUUCCACCCCAUCCGUGCCGGCUUCCACAGUGAAACCUGCACAAUAUGAGAAAGAGGCUACAUCAUCAGUCUCUGCCGGUGUGGCUGCAAAGCCCGCAACCACCACAGCCUCUGCAGUCAAAACUACUGCCAGUACCCAUUCUACAUCCACUGAAUCUACUAAAGCUGCCAGCUCAGUGACCAAUGUAGGAGCUUCUACAGGAGCUAAAGUUAGUGGAGGAGUAACCACCACAACUGGAGCUUCUAAAGCAACCACCACUGCAGGAUCUUCUAAAGUGACAACACAGAGCACCACAGUUUCAUCGUCCAAGCCGGAACCAUCUAAGGUGACCUCUACAGUAACAAAGCCCACGGCUACCACUGUUGUUUCUGCAUCCACUGGCCAAAAGGUGAAGUCAGAGGUUUCUGCCAAGGCCAGCACUACGGCGCCUGAUGUAGAUCCUUUUGACACCUUGGCUGGCACUUUGCCAUCUGCAAACCCUCCAAAAAGUCCUCAGUUCACUGGGCCUGAAGUUACAGAGCCAAACCUAACCUCAGUAGUGGCACCACGUUGUGGAGACAGAGAUGACACGCUUCCACCUGGAUACAGGCUGAAAGACAUGGAAAAGAAGAUGCCUGCUGCACAACCUGAGAAGCCUAAGGAAGUUUCCAAGCCCCUAACAUUGGAUGAAGCUGUGGAUUCACUCUCUGCUGGAUUUGUAUCAUCAUCCAAACCAGAAAUAAAACAUGAAACUGUGGCUGCUGUUCAAACCCAGAAAAGCCAUGCCCCUGCUCCUCCAUCUCAGAAAAAACAAGAUGUUUCAGUACCUGCAAGUCUUUCUCCUGCUCCUCCUGCUGACAAGAAACCAAAGAUAGAGAAGCCCACAACUGCAGCCGCUCAGGAUGUCAAACCCAAGAGUGAGGAAAAAAAGGUUUCUGUGGAUAAGCCACAGCAAGUCCCCAAGGCGGACUCCAUGUCUCUGGAUGCUCUCGAUGCCCUAGGUGACAUGUUACCUGAAGCGAAACCAGUUCCCGAGUCCCCAAAACUGAGACCAGACCAAAUUGUUGAUGAGAAGAAGCUGGUGUCAGAGAAAGGUGUGCGUGUGGGUGAGAGAGACGACACACUGCCACCGGAGUACAGGUUCAAGGAGGACAAGGACAAGAAGCCGGCUCCUCCACCAAAACAGCCCUCAAUGGACACCACCCAAGCUCUGGAUCUUCUGUCUGGUGAUUUCACUGAUGCCACUGUAGCUCCUGCUGUCCACACCCCUGUUCCUCCUAAAGCCCAAGCUAAGAAGCCCCAAUUAGAGGAUCUUUCAGCCCUUGAUGCUUUGGAAGGGGAUUUUGUGGCUCCUACUCAAGCCAAAAAGGUCUCUUCUGGAGUACUUCCUGUCCCAACACCAGCCACUAAAAGCACUACAUCCCCCUCUAACCAGGCAGACUCAGGCAUGUCUCUGGAGGCCCUCGAUGCCCUCGGAGAAACACUUCCUGAAGCAAAACCAGUUCCCGAAUCCCCAAAACUUAGACCUGAUCAAAUUGUUAAAGAGGCUAAUCUAACCUCGGAGAAAGGUGUACGUGUGGGUGAAAGAGACGACACACUCCCUCCGGAUUACAGAUUCCCGAAGGACGACAAGAAAACACAGCCUCCACCCCCAAAGAAAGAGCCCUCACUGGACCCUGCUGAUGCUCUGGAUAUUCUUUCCGGAGAUUUCUCCUGCUCAGCAGCAGCAGCACCUGUAGUCCAGACCUCUGUUUCUAAAUCGACUCCUCGAACAGAUAGCUCAGCAGACUUUGCUCUCGAGGAACUUGCUGGUGAUUUUGUGGCUCCUACUAGUGCAUCCAAAGUCUGUUCUUCUGCUGCUUCUGCUCCCACUUCAACUGACAAACAGCCUGACUCAGGCAUGUCUCUGGAGGCCCUUGACGCUCUUGGAGAAACACUUCCCGAAGCAAAACAGGUUCCCGAGUCCCCAAAACUCAGACCUGAUCAAAUUGUCAAAGAGGCUAAUGUAACCUCGGAGAAAGGUGUAUUUGUGGGUGAGAGAGACGACACACUUCCUCCGGAUUACAGAUUCCCGAAGGACGACAACAAAACACAGCCUCCACCCCCAAAGAAAGAGCCCUCACUGGACCCUGCUGAUGCUCUGGAUAUUCUUUCCGGAGAUUUCUCCUGCUCGGUGGCGGCACCAGUAGUCCAAACUCCUGCUCAGAGCUCAGCAGAUUUUGAUCUCGAAGAACUUGCGGGUGAUUUUGUGGCUCCCAAGACUGCAUCUAAAGUCUGUUCUGCUGCUUCUGCUCCUGCUGUGGACAGACAGCUGUCAGAAGGCACCGCAUCGGCAAUGGACGCGCUCUCAGAUACUCUGAAGGACAUCAGUCCAGCGCCUGAACCCGCACCAGUACCUCUUAAAGAUAUCGUUAAGGAGAAGAAGGUGGUGGAGGAGAGGGUGCAUAAGACUGGUGAGAGGGACGACUCAUUACCCCCUGAGUAUCGACCCACAGAGGCAGAUAUCAAGGCUGCAGCAGAAGCCAAAGCCAAAGCAGCAUCUGCAGCUAAGCAGAACUCACUGGAUGACGCCCAAGCCCUUGACCUUCUGUCCGGUGACUUUGUUUCCGGUCCCGUGACUCCACCCACCGUUCAGUGUCAGGCUUCUCCUGUAAAGACAUCCUCCAGCCAGAAGGAGUCAGGUCCAGUUUUGGAUAAAUUGGCAGCCACACUGCUCCCAGAAGAUUUCCCUCACACCAAACCAAGUGACAGCAAACCAAAGGGUAAAGGUGGAAAGUCAAAAAAAUCUGCAUCAAAGAAACCCGCAGCAGCAGCAGCAGCAGCAGCAGCAGUCCCGGAAACCCUCCCAGGCAAGCCGAGCAGAGACGUAGUGUCCUCAUCCCCUGCAAAGAAAGGCGGGAAGAGCUAGAUCUCACCUACUAGCCGCAAGAUGAUGCGAUGACGAGAUGGUGAUCCCAGAAGCUGCUGGAACGAACGCGUACAUAUUGUGUGUGGAAGAAAGGUGUACAGAUGUCUAACUGCGAAAUAAAAACACAAAAAAGCUAAAAAAAAAAAACACCAGCACAAAUUGUUCCAUGUGUAAAUAUUCGAGCACUGAUCUGGGAUCAGCGCACGCAUUGUUAUUAGAAAAGCAAAAAAAAAAAAAGCAAAAAAAAAAAACGGCCCCCACAUCGACCUGAACACCCAAGUGAAUGUGUGAUGAUUGGAUUUGAAGCAUAAAUAAAGAAUAAAGAAGGGCAAUUAUUUUCCAUUGGGAAUGUCGGAAGGAUGCUGAUGUGCCUUAGUUGAUGAGGAAUGGUGUAAUGCAUGAAUUUCUUUUUUUAUUGUUAUUAUUUGGGGAAUUUCUUUUUUUUUUUUAGUAAUAAGUGUUAUAUUGCCACUUACUUAUAGACACUAGUGUACAGCAUUUUCACUUUGGUUUACUUAAUUUAGUUUACAGUAUAGAGUCAUGCUAAAGGAGUGUAGAGUGGACGGAUGGAUGGAUGGAUGGACAAUGAUGCUUGUUGUACGUCUAGGAUUAUAUUAUUUGGAAUGAUAUUUGUGCAAAAGGGCUUUUCAAUGUAUGUGUCUUUGACUGGGCUGUCUGAUUUAGUUUUUUAUGUGUGUGUUUUUUUUUAAUGAACUGCUCAGCUAAUACCCGGCCCUGUAAGGUUUCAAAGAGCUUACUAGCAAGGCUUACACGACAAAUGAACUUCCUUUAAGCAACCGGUUGGAGCUGAUAUGUGGUUAGUGCAUUUGAUUCAUAUGUAACACCUGAACUAGUCCUGUAUGCACACUAUUUUCUUGUUAUUUACAGCUUGAGUAGGAUGUGGCAGACCAAGUAUGAGUUUUUCGUUUCGUUUCUUCAUCAGAACUAACACCACUUGGUUUGACAGCUUUCCAUUUACGUUGUCCAUUAGACUAUUUUUUUCAUCAAAAAAAAAUCCCGAAACCCCUAAACGUCUGGAUCAGGCUUCCAUGAGCAUGCUUUAAUUAUAAUUUUUUCGUUGUUGUCUUUCACUUUGUCUUCCUGUCAUGGUGAUAUCACUUCAAUACUGUGCCUUUCUGCUGAAGUGCAAUCUUAUUUUAACCCAGGGACUGAGAUAUGGAGGAGGGUUUUUUCUGGUUAAAAAAUAAUAAAGAUUGUAAAAAAAAAAAUAAAAAUUUUGAUUUCUGA
Messenger RNA from Silurus meridionalis, 4435 nucleotides. RefSeq names its product calpastatin (gene cast). The transcript is spliced from 33 exons. NCBI's taxonomy places the organism in Eukaryota, Metazoa, Chordata, Actinopteri, Siluriformes, Siluridae. Gene Ontology annotation, cellular component: cytoplasm. Gene Ontology annotation, molecular function: calcium-dependent cysteine-type endopeptidase inhibitor activity. Bases 251 to 3187 code for a protein of 978 amino acids. The record is from RefSeq and is a predicted model, not a curated record.